Daktulosphaira vitifoliae (grape phylloxera) is the source of this 1575-nucleotide messenger RNA. Its product is annotated as neo-calmodulin-like. Gene Ontology annotation, molecular function: enzyme regulator activity; calcium ion binding. The transcript is spliced from 7 exons. NCBI's taxonomy places the organism in Eukaryota, Metazoa, Arthropoda, Insecta, Hemiptera, Phylloxeridae. The coding region runs from base 316 to 1098 and encodes 260 amino acids. The record is from RefSeq and is a predicted model, not a curated record.
UUUAUGUCGUAGAUAAUUUAAGAGAUUUGAUGAGCGACAUGUUUAUAAUAACUGUUCCACAAAGCAAUGGUUUGCAUACAUUUUGGGUGUCUUAAAUUAUAAUGGAAUUGUCAAACAACCUUUAUGCGAGUACGUUAGUAGGUUUUUUAAUAAUUCAAAAAAAUUUUACAUGAUUUUUCUGUACUUAUUAUAAUAGAAUAUUCAUUCACUUUCACAAAUAAUCAUAAAACCUGUAGAUAAUAUAGAAAUAGUAUUUUUUCUUAGAGUACUUAAUUAGUUAAAAAUUAUUUAAUUUGUAUAACUCAAAAAUUUAUUAUGGAUGGUGGUAAAAUAGUGUCGGUUUUUGAAAAAUAUUUCUCACCCUCACCAUUGGUCAAUCAAUUAAGGAGUUUUAUUAAUCGACAAGUUGAUGAACCGCGACAAUCAACACCCAACGUUGAUUCCUCAAAAUCAAUAAGAACUAAUUCUAAAAAUAUAACACAUUGCACAAAUCCUAAUACAAAAAAUACUAAAAAUAAUUCAUUAGAAGUACUUACCUGCCCCCAAAUAAUUCAGCCAGGCGAGAGAAGCGUAGUGCAUGUUACGAAAGCUCAAAUGAAAGAGUUUCAAGAAGCUUUUAGAUUAUUUGAUAAAGAUGGCGACGGAAGUAUUACGAAAGAAGAAUUAGGACGAGUUAUGCGAAGCUUAGGACAAUUUGCUAGAGAAGAAGAAUUAGAAACAAUGUUACAAGAAGUUGAUAUUGAUGGAGAUGGAGCGUUUAGCUUUCAGGAGUUUGUGGAAAUAGUUUAUAAUAUGGGUGGAACUGCGGAAAAAACUGCAGAUCAAGAAGAGAAAGAACUCAGAGAUGCAUUUAGGGUGUUCGAUAAACAUAACAGAGGUUAUAUCAGUGCAUCAGAUUUACGAGCAGUACUACAAUGUUUGGGUGAAGAUUUGUCCGAAGAAGAGAUUGAAGAUAUGAUUAAAGAAGUGGAUGUUGAUGGUGAUGGAAGAAUUGAUUUUUAUGAAUUUGUGCAUGCGCUUGGUGAACCAGGAGAUGAAUAUGAUGACAUUGAUGACGACGAAGAAGAAAUAAUUUAUCCACAAAUUUCUAUACAAUAAUUUUGAUAAAAUAUUUUAUUUUAUCUUAUUAAUUAUGUAUUAUUCUAAUUUAAUGUAUAUCUUUAACUUAUCAACAAACACUAAAACAAAAAUAUUGAUAUUAAUUCUGUUAUUUUGUUAGAGAAACAACAUUUGAUUAGGUUCAAAAAUGUAUAAUAUGUAGUAAUGCCAUGUUAAUGACUAAAUCUUAGACUCCGGGCAUAUACUUUUUUUUUUUUUUACUUAUUGUACCUAAGUAUUUGUUUUGUGUUCAUGUUUGCUUGAAUCAUACUUAGAAAUGUCUUAUAACUUCAUUAUGUUUCAAAUGUAUUUAUUGUUGUAAAAUAAUGUUUAAGAAACUUUUAAUAUAACAGGAAAUUAAAAUAUUUCAAAGAUACUUUGAAAAUUUGAAACCACAUUUAUUAACAACUAUUUUAUAUUUAAAAAAAUUAAUUAUAUUGUCAGUAUUCAUACAAAUACAAAUUACUUAAAAAAGUA